Messenger RNA from Aspergillus novofumigatus IBT 16806, 468 nucleotides. Its product is annotated as ribonuclease III domain-containing protein. The record is from RefSeq and is a predicted model, not a curated record. Gene Ontology annotation, biological process: RNA processing. Lineage: Eukaryota; Fungi; Ascomycota; Eurotiomycetes; Eurotiales; Aspergillaceae. Gene Ontology annotation, molecular function: ribonuclease III activity. Bases 1 to 468 code for a protein of 155 amino acids. The transcript has 2 exons.
AUGGCCAUGUCUCACAUGUCGCUAGACGAGAGAGCUGACUUCGUCGAGGAUAUUAUCCAUUACGACUUCACCAAUCGUGCAAUCCUCUACGAAGCUCUCCGUAGCGCCGGCGCGCUUGCCCUGACCGGGCGAGCACAUCGCUCCGACGGCAACAAGGACCUGGCGCAAAUCGGCGAUGCGGUCCUGCAUCUGAUCCUCGUGAUGGACGGCUACGAAGCCAAAGCCAGUCGAGGCUACAUCAACGAGGUGCUCUCGUCGAUGGCCAGCAACCCCCAUCUCGCACAAAUUGGGUCCAAAGCUGGACUGGAGAACCUCAUUCUCAUCAAUCCGUCUCAGGCCAGCGUGUCCCCAGGAGUGAUGGCUCAAACCGUUGAGGCGAUCCUCGGCGCUGUCUAUCUCGACAGCGGGAAGGACGUCCAGGCCGUCCGAGCCGUCAUGGCGACCCUGAACCUGGGAUGGCCAGUGUGA